Molecule: messenger RNA, 472 nt
Organism: Hypoxylon trugodes
Lineage: Eukaryota; Fungi; Ascomycota; Sordariomycetes; Xylariales; Hypoxylaceae
Exons: 1
Coding region: 117-356 (79 amino acids)
Source: RefSeq, a predicted model, not a curated record
GAAUACAACACAGGGAGACAUUCGUCACUAGAUAAGAAACUGAUAUUGGGGAAUCAGGGAAGAGAAAAGGAAAGGAUGUAGGCAAUAAUUCUGAGGAUUCGUAUUGUAUAAUUUCUAUGAAGUAUCUAAUGAUAAUGACGGUAAUGGUAAUGAUAGCUGUUCAAGGUGUUGGUCAUUGUACUCGCCCACAUGCGUACCUAGAUAUGAAAAUAAAGUACCAUCUGUAUAAUGAGGUUGGUACGAUUUAUUCGAGGGUAUGGACGACAUUAACAACAUAUCAUGAUAGGUGGCAUUGUGAGCUUGUUUGUCUCGUGUUGAACAAAAAUAAAAUAAUUGGUUGUGUAAGAAAAAGUUGAAGCUCGGUCCCGCAUUGGUUAAAGAGAAAAUGUCUGAGAAGCAGAAGCCGGGGGGUUGGGUUACAUGGAAUGUAUUCUAGAAUACAGUUGGAGAUAUUGGGGUAGAACUGUGCAAC